Messenger RNA from Dreissena polymorpha, 1131 nucleotides. RefSeq lists its product as uncharacterized. NCBI's taxonomy places the organism in Eukaryota, Metazoa, Mollusca, Bivalvia, Myida, Dreissenidae. The record is from RefSeq and is a predicted model, not a curated record. The transcript is spliced from 2 exons. Bases 1 to 1131 code for a protein of 376 amino acids.
AUGACCCACCUCGACAAACAUCGGAUCCUCACCGACCAACAACAUGGGUUCAGGAAGAGGAGAUCCACAGAGAGCCAACUCAUCCUCACCAUAAAUGACCUAGCCAAAGCUCUGGACGAGGGAGAACAGAUCGACGCAAUCUUGCUCGACUUUAGCAAGGCCUUCGAUAAGGUCCCACACGAAAGACUCGCCAGCAAACUAAGUUAUUAUGGCAUCAGGGGAAGCCAGCUCCAGCGGAUUCGCAGCUUCCUGAGAUCUGUCAUCGGCCCACUUCUCUUCCUCCUCUACAUCAAUGACCUUCGACUACAGACAACAUCACCAACUCGCCUCUUCGCAGACGAUAGCCUCUUGUACAGGAAGAUCCGCUGCGCACAGGACGCCAAGGCCCUGCAAGAGGACCUGGACAGGCUACAGAAAUGGGAACGGGACUGGUUGAUGUCCUUCAACCCAUCUAAAUGCGAGGUCAUCCAGAUCACAAGGAAGAGAAACCCCAUCCGCUCUACCUACUCCAUCCAUGGUAGGGAUCUCAAGGUAGUGAAGGGAGGAACAUACCUCAGAGUCCAUAUCGACGAGAAGCUGACCAUGAACACGCAUGUAGCCACGACCGCAAAGAAAGCAAACAACAGCCUCGCUUUCCUCAGGAGAAACCUGACAAGCUGCCCACAGGAUAUAAAGGAACAGUGUUACCAAACCCUUGUCAGGCCAAUCCUAGAGUACGCAGGAACUGCCUGGGACCCCCACACUAAGACAAACAUCAACCAACUGGAAGCUGUCCAACGCCGAGCAGCCAGAUUCGUCAAGGGAGACUACCACACUACAAGCAGCACCAGCCAAAUGGUGGCAAACCUUGGGUGGCAGCCCCUUGCCGAACGACGCUUCAACGCCAAACUUGUAAUGGUGUACAGAAUAACACACUUCCUCAUUGACAUCCAACCAGUCACCUUCUUCCACCCGGCUACCACAAGCACAAGGGGCAACUGCACACGCUUCUUGCUACCCUUCUGUCGGACAGACGUCUACAAGUACUCCUUCUUCCCCUCCGCCAUCAGACUGUGGAACCAGCACCCAUCGCCGGGCACCAUAGCUAACAGCGUAGAGGCCUUCAAGAGGGGCCUGUCGCCGCAGCGGUAG